AUGGUCUCGUCGUCCAGCAUUCUCGGUUUUGUCCGCCGCAGUAUCAAAUCCCGGUCGAAUUCCCUAAGCAGUUCCCCGCAGCAGAAGAAACAGGGGUCGAAUUCAAAUACGGGGUUUCCGUUUCUAUCAUUACCCCGAAAGAUACGAGAUGAAAUUUACAAAUACAUUGUCAUUUUUCAUCACCAACAGUUCCGGCCGAAUUUGACUUAUAAUCCGAGUCCUAGAUUCGAGGUACCGAUAUUUAAGGGUGUUGCAUUUACUCCGGCCUCACAAGGGGGGGGACUUGCGAUUCUUCAAGUGAAUAAGCAGAUUCAUAGUGAAGCUACGCAAUGCUUUUAUAAUUAUAAUGCAUUCCCUAUUCAGAUUGUGAUCGAUGGCGGGGUAUACAAUGGUGGGGAUGAUUGUGCUCUUCUUAUGACCUGCACGACCCCGUGGGAGGAUCUAACGUAUGAAUUUACGGAGUCUAAAGAUCCUGAUCAGGAACCAUCUCGAGCCUACCAACCUUCAACAUAUUAUAACAAGAAUCCCCUGGACAGUGAACAUAUCCAUGCUGCUAGCAAACCCAUCCUCCCAUUACCAUGCUACCGGAAUCUUAUCCGAAGAUUUAACAUCGAGAUAAUCGAUACUGGACGAUUUGAUCUUGCGAACGGACAAUCACCCAUGACACCUGAAAAGCUACGACAAGUUUUAACACCAUUCACAGCCCGUAUUCGCGACCUUCUAGCAGAUUGCGGGGAUAGAGUCCACAUGGAAAUUGAUCUAAUCUCACCGCUGUUUUCAAUACAUGAAUCCGAAUGGGAAACAAGAUUUCAUCUAGAUGAAGAAUAUCGAUGGCACUAUCGACAACUUAUCGAAAUCGCCUGGCCCUUGACCAAUGGAUGUUGGAGCUAUACCCUUAAAACGCCUCAGAUCUGUGAAAACCCGUUCGUCCAGAGGAUCAAAGAAGAAACGCUGGAAUUGUGCGACGAAACACCGGAUUCGCAGAGGGACGAGGCGGAAAUGGCAUUCUUGGGAUUACCGGAACUUUCUUCUAACCGUGUGUUCGCUAUGAACAAGGGUAGAUUGGUGGUCACACGACAAGGAUUGAAGGGUAGUGGAAGACAGAUGUGUGUGUAUCCGACUGGGGAAUAUCAUAUUCCGGGACAGCCAAGACAGAGUCUUGAAGGCGAUAUCAGAAAUGAGACUUCGAAUGGGACAUCUGCCAAGCAAAAGAUUAGACGGUUAAGCAAGUAUCUUGAGCGGUUAUGA
Messenger RNA from Orbilia oligospora ATCC 24927, 1248 nucleotides. RefSeq lists its product as uncharacterized. The coding region runs from base 1 to 1248 and encodes 415 amino acids. The record is from RefSeq and is a predicted model, not a curated record. Lineage: Eukaryota; Fungi; Ascomycota; Orbiliomycetes; Orbiliales; Orbiliaceae. The transcript has 2 exons.